Humulus lupulus (European hop) is the source of this 3967-nucleotide messenger RNA. RefSeq lists its product as uncharacterized. The record is from RefSeq and is a predicted model, not a curated record. Gene Ontology annotation, cellular component: peroxisome. Gene Ontology annotation, biological process: regulation of gene expression. Lineage: Eukaryota; Viridiplantae; Streptophyta; Magnoliopsida; Rosales; Cannabaceae. The transcript has 3 exons. The coding region runs from base 120 to 3575 and encodes 1151 amino acids. Gene Ontology annotation, molecular function: RNA nuclease activity.
UCCCUUAAACCCUGUCUUCCUCAGGUGAAGACCAUUCCUUCGAAAAUGACACUACCCAUCUAACUUCCCAACCAAAAACCCCAUUCCUCAACCCCACUAAUUCAGUUCUACUCUCUGCCAUGAGACACCUCUCCCCAAAAACCCUCUUUCUCUUCUCUUCUUCUGCUUCGUUUUCUUCUCGUCCCAUUUUUCUUCUUCUCUCCAAAUACUCUUCCUCUUCGUCUUCUACUCCGUUUUCGAGGCGCCAGGAAGAAGAGUCCCGAAACGUCAGAGUCUCGGUUUGGUGGGACUUUGAGAACUGCAAUGUGCCUUCGGGAGUCAAUGUCUUCAAAGUCUCGCGUAACAUCACUGCGGCUAUCAGAGCCAAUGGGAUUAAGGGUCCCAUUGAGAUCACCGCCUUUGGGGACAUGGUGCAGCUCUCCAGACUUAAACAGGAGGCCCUUUCAGCCACCGGCAUCAAUCUCGCUCACAUUCCUCAGGGUGGGAAGAAUAGCGCUGAUAGAUCUCUUCUUUUAAAUCUUAUGUAUUGGGUUUCGCAAAAUCCUCCUCCAGCACAUCUUUUCUUAAUAUCUGGUGACAGGGAUUUUGCUAGCAUUUUACACCGGUUAAGAAUGAAUAACUAUAAUAUACUUCUGGCCAGUCCGGGACAUGCCCCUAGUGUUCUUUGUAGUGCUGCAAGUAUCAUGUGGCAUUGGCAUGAUUUGCUUCGAGGUGAGAACCUUAUGGGAAAAUACUUUAACCAACCACCAGAUGGUCCUUAUGGUUCUUGGUAUGGACAUUAUAAAGUGACACUUCUUGACCCUUACUCAGAUCUUGAGAAACGAGGGUGUUUACAGAUCGAGGAAUUAUCUGAACUCAGUAUAGAUGAUAAGCCUAGUACAGAUAAUAAGCCUCAUCCAAUUCCAAAGGCAGUCCUCACGCCCUGUACAAAUGAUAAGCCUCAUCCAGUUCCCAGUACAAAUGUUAAGUCUCAUCCAGUUCCAAGGGCAGUUCUGGAGCCCAGUACAGAUGAUAAGCCUCAUCCGGUUCCCAUGGGAAUUCAGAAGCAGAUUCAUCACAUAGUGAACUUACAUCCUGAAGGACUCUCAAUUACAGAGCUUCGGGAUAAGUUGGGGAAAUGCAGCGUGAAUUUAAGUAAAGACUAUUACGGAUAUAAAAGGUUUCUCCCUUUCCUUUUAUCACAAAAGAAAAUUCUAAGAAUCAAAACAGAAGGAGAUGGCCGUUACCUUAUAAGUCCGGUCAUCCAGAAAUCUCCUGAAGCAUCUAGGGACAAUUCAGAUGUUUACAUAGAAACAGCUGGUAGCAAUGAAGAUAAAGAUUUCAAUACUCCUUCAAAGUUGAGUUGUGAUGACAAAUUUUUAAAAGUAGGUGAAAAAAAGAAAACAUUACCACCAAAAUUCCUUGAGAAGCAAUCCAUGAGUCCACCUGCUGACUUAAAUGUGGAGAACAAAUGGGAAAAAGCACAAAAGCCUCCUGUGGAUGAGAAUAAGAUUGAAAUGGUUAAUAAACCAGAGUCUGACAGUACUUUUUCCCCUGGAGAUGAGAAGAUUGUCAAAACAGCUGCACCAGAAUCUGAAGGUUCUUUUUCUCCUGUGUCGGAACAAGACACUCCAUCUGAGAUUGGUUUUUUAAGAAAAGUUUGGAUAAAAUGGUUUGGAAGUAAAAGUGAUGGUUUUGAUAAUAAGACUUCGAAAGAUCAAGAAAAUUCUUGUACUUCUGCUGAUUGUUCUGAGGAGAAAGGCCAUACUACUCCAGUAGAUCACUCUACUUCUGUGAUUGGCUUGACAAAGGGAAAACAUGAGGAAAAGCAUUCAAAGUCAACAGAUUCUUUUGUUGAUUCAGUAUUACCUCCAUCACCUUCUUUGUCCACAAAUGAGUUGGCCCUGGACAAUAGCACCAGUACAAGUUCAGAGGCUUAUGAGAACAAAAUGGUAAGAAGGCCAGGGUUUCUUGAUCGAGUCCGAAAUUGGUGUAAAUUUUGGAAAAGUUCCUCAAACUCUGACCAUCUACAUGGUCAUUCCUCUGAUAGACCGAACCUAAUCACCAGUCAUUCUGAAGAGCAGAAGCUUUUUCUGAAGGAUUCAUUUUGGAGUACUAUGGAAUCAUUUUUCAAGACACCCAAAGGAUCGCUUAUUGUCUCUAAAUCAAUGACCAGGGAGCAGUUGGCACAAAAUCUUCAAAGGGAAGGACCUUUAAGUCAUCAGUCUCUUGUAGAAAAUGAUCUACUCCACUUGAUUGAUAUAUUAAUAUCAGAGAAGAAAUGGGUGGAAGAAUGCCCCUCAGAAGUUUUCCCUUUCAAACUCACUCAAUUUGGGAAAUCUGAGAAUGUUACUCAUGUAGUUUCAUCACCUUUUACUAAAACAAUUCCAGCCAGGUCCAAUGAUGAGAUAUUAGCUGACUGUCAAAAGCUUCUAAACGAGAUGCUGAAAGAACACCCUAAGGGAUUUUUUUUGGGUUUCUUCAGAAAACAUUUUCUUGAAAGGUACGGAUACUAUCUUGAUUUACAGAAGCUUGGUUUUAAAAAAUUGGCAUACCUCUUAGAGAAUAUGUCUGGCGUUAAAGUAGAGUCUGGUUACAUAAUCCCUUCUGAUAAUGCCCCAAAUAUUAUGAGCGUGAAAAGUACUUCUGUCCCUGAUAAACAAGAGGUCAAACAUAUAGUAGCCUUAGAUAGUGAACCUUCUGAUUCAUCAAAGAAUGGCAAUGGUUCAGACUUGCUGUGGGAUGAACUUGGGCCUGUUGCAUCACCAAAAUCUAUGACUUCCAAACUUGGACCGGUGUUGAGGACUGAAGUUGAAUCAGUGGAGAAACAGAUGGAAUUUGACUAUGAGCCUGUCCUUUCUGAUGAUGACUUCUCUGAUUCAGGAGAAACAUCACCUGUGAUUAGAGCUGAAGGGGAAAGAAUGGCAAGAGGGGCGAAAGACGGUAGCUCUCUUCUUCAGAUUCUUGAUUCGUGGUACAGUAGUAAGGGAGGUGACAGUUGCAAGGACAAAUCAGAGAAUGUAAAUGAAUUACUUGAUUUCUCAAAAAACACAGGGAAGUUAUCUGGUUCAUCUAAAUCUGGUGCCAAAGGUGAAGCCUCUUUGAAAAGCAUAGUGAGGAAGCAAAGGCCUCAGAAAAGGUACUCUUUUGUUUCAGACCAAGUUACUAAUGACAGCAAUGAGAAGCUCGUUGAUGGAAUAUUAGGGAAUUUAAGGAUAUACAAUGAAUCUUCUGCUUCAGACCAAGUUAUUGAUGACAAUAAUGAGAAUCUGGCUGAUGGUAUACAGGGGAACUUAGGGAAAUCCAAUGAUUCUUCUGUUUCAGACCAAGUUACUAAUGACGAUGAUGAGCAUCUUGCUGAUGAGAUUUUGGGAAAUUUAAGGAAAUCCGAUGAAUCUUUUGCGUCUGACCAAGUUACUGAUGACAGUGAGAAUCUCAUUGAUGGGAUCUCAGGAAACUCAAGGAAAUCCAUUGAAUCAUCUGUUUUAGACCAAGUUACCAAUGACAAUAAUAAGACUCCCGAUGAUGUGAUAUUAGUUGACUUAAAGAAAUGCAAUGAGUCAAAGAAGGAAGGUUCCAAGGUUCUAUGUGAUUGAGUACACAAGGCAACCGAAGACAAAAUAUCAGUACACUUGCUAUUAAUUCCCUAAAAGGAAUUCAGGUGGUUAGUUUCUUACUUGAAAAUUUUGUGGUGAUAUCAGUUACCUUAUUAUUGUUUAGCUCUAGGCUUUCACUCAUGCAUUUUCUUAAAUAAUAUUUUUUGGAAGAUGGAAUGGAGGAUAGGAAAGGGAAACCCGUUAAAGAACAGAGAAGUAAAAGGAAGGCACAUGCAUAGAAAUGAGAUUAUACUUGGUUAUUACUUGUAAAAUUGAGAAUCAAACCAAAUUAGUUCUAUUUUUGGUCUUAACUAUUGUUACUUUUCAAGGCCACCCACAGUGGCAGAGAAGAAAAUUACCAUAAAAUAAAAUCAGGGCUUUAGUUUUGACAA